Molecule: messenger RNA, 429 nt
Organism: Angiostrongylus costaricensis
Lineage: Eukaryota; Metazoa; Nematoda; Chromadorea; Rhabditida; Metastrongylidae
Source: the annotation of a GenBank genome assembly
AUGGACUAUUUGAUGAGGGAAACAUUACGAGAUGUCGAUCGUUUCGAAAGGGGAAUGUUCCCAUAUUGGAGAGAUGCCGAUCAUUCAGUUUUGCAUGUGGCAAAUGAGACCCAGCAGAUGGUUAAUGAUGACAAGAAAUUUGCCGUAUCCCUGGAUGUGUCACAGUUCCGUCCCGAAGAGCUGAACGUGCACGUGGAGGGACGAGAGCUUACCAUCGAAGGCAAACAGGAACAUAAGAGCGCGAAUAGCUUCAUGAAUAGGUCAUUUGUUCGCAAAUGGCUGCUCCCGGAAAAUGUUGACGUAGAUGCUGUUCGAACGCAACUCACCGACAAGGGUCAUCUGUGUGUUGAAGCACCAAAAGUUGGCGAAAGCGGAGCGAAGAGGAGGGACAUACCCAUCAUGGCAGCUCCUUCCCGUAACCAUAAGUAA